Molecule: messenger RNA, 4653 nt
Organism: Camelus dromedarius (Arabian camel)
Lineage: Eukaryota; Metazoa; Chordata; Mammalia; Artiodactyla; Camelidae
Gene: BIRC3
Product: baculoviral IAP repeat containing 3
Exons: 9
Coding region: 2351-4165 (604 amino acids)
Biological process (GO): negative regulation of necroptotic process; negative regulation of apoptotic process; regulation of cell cycle
Cellular component (GO): cytoplasm; nucleus
Molecular function (GO): ubiquitin protein ligase activity; cysteine-type endopeptidase inhibitor activity involved in apoptotic process
Source: RefSeq, a predicted model, not a curated record
GGCGAGGACGUUAAAAGGCAGCGUGCGACUCCGGCCCGCACGGAACGGCGCGGGCGGCGGGUGCCCUCCGUGAAACCGGGGCCAGGACGCCGUCGCUGGCGCGCACCCGCCUCGGGCAGCGGUUUUACAAAAGAGACGAACUAUUCUACUUCUUUUAGAUUUUUUUCCAGUUUUUUCCUAUAAGUCAAAACAUCUCAAAAUGGAGGCCUAAAACUCUUAAAAGGGACUUAGUCUAAUCUCCGGGAGGUAGUUUUGUGCAUGAAUAAACAAAGUCGUUAACUGGAGUUUUUGGUGUCCAAAGAAUCUUAACUGUAUAAAUAGUAUAACUAUAAAGUAAUAAUAAGUUUGAUACUGAAUUUGACUUGUGGAUGUAAAGGAGUGACUGUAGCUGGGACAUACUGUUGAAGUUGUCCAGGCAGCUCUCUCACUGGCAGCUGUGUAGAACAGAAAAAAAAAGAACCUGUGUUUGGUAAAGGUUUAAAAAUGAGUGACAGUUUUCUGGAGCAAAGAGUCAGUGUUCAACCCUCUGCUAAAUUAGAGAAACGUGCAUAUAGAACCUUUGACAUGUUAAAGGAUUCCUGCAAGGAUAAAGAAAUGCCAAGAAGAGAACUUUUUGACAGGUGCAACAAAUCUAGAGAAAAUAGGAAAAAUAACUGUGAUGAUUGGUAAGGAAAUUAACCAUUUAUAAGACUAUUGAUAUUUUAAAAGCCAAAAAUCUAGUUUGUUCAGAUGGGCUAUUAUUACCUCUGGAAUGAUUAGAAUGAGAAUGAUGGCUGGAUGGUUACAUUUUGGUAAAUGAGCAAACUUAUUCAGAAAAAAAAAAAUCACACAGCAACAGUAAAAAACAAACAAACAAACAAACAAAAAAACCACCAAGAAGGUGUUUAUAACCAUGCGUAAAAUUUUUGACUAAGGAAAAGAACUGAGGUUAGACACAAUAACUCACCUUGGAGGGAAAUAAUCAGUGGUACUGAGAUAUGUUUCUCCUGCUAUCUGGAAAUAGGGCAUUCAAGUCUGCAGCAGGAAGCCCCAGCAUUUGUGGGACCCAGGAAUCAUGCUUGCAAAUCACUUCUAGAAAAACCAUGACCUGUUUAUUGGACACUGUUGAUUUUGGUGCAUAUCCUACUUACUAAGAGCUAGUUAUAAUUGAGAAAUUCUGAAUUUUGAGGUUUCUGCUAUUCAAAAGAAGUGGAUUGUGACAAAGUAAAUUUAUUAGUUUUUGUCAUGAUAAAUUCUGAUUCAGGGUAUGCUGUGAAAUAAUUGGACCAAAGCCAAUUUUUUUGGUACUUUUUUUUUUUUUUUUUGAUUAUCCAUCUUCGCUUGCAGACUCAGCACUCUGACUUUUAACUGUUUUAAAAAAUAAAUCCACUAGCAGGAGAUUUGAUGUUGGCUCUCAACAGCUGAUCCAAAAAGCCCAAGUGAGCAAGUACAUUCAUCUCUGAUAAUUUAUUUGAAAUAGAAUGUUUAAUUUGUUAAGAUCUAAUGAUACCGCUAUGACUAAGCAAGCAGGUACCGGACCAUCUACUGGGAAGUAAUCAUUAUUUAAUAAAUCUUGAAACCAAGUCUUGAGAUGUAUCAGCCAAUCUCUUACUAUUUAAGCUCUUUAUUUGGAAGAAAAUUUUAGAUUGUUUUGUUCUUAUUAAAAUGAUUGUAGGAAGAAAAAUUACCUAAUUUGAGCAAGAUUUAGCAUAUACCGUAUUUCAUUAACUAAGAUGUCAUUUGUAAAACACACCAUUAUUUUAUCUACCUCUAAGAAAUAAAAAUGCUAUUAAAAUGAUAUACCGUUAAUUGUAAGAUUCCUCUCUGUAACAGAGAUAUUAAAACGUGCAUCUUAGAAUCAGUGAAACAUGGUCUGAGGUGGAUCUUAUGCCUUUUUUUUUUUUUUCUGGCUGCCAAAUUUCACAGUUUAAAAAAAAAGCAAAUAGGAAUAAUUUGAAUAUUUUGUGCGUCUAGAACACUUACACAGCAUAGCUUUCUACUGUGUGAGGCAUUUUUUCUUCAGGCUGGCCAAGUGUCACUGAAGCAUGCUAGUGGAGAGGGUGACCCACCUGUGGAGAUGCCUGACACUAAGUGGCAUCUUGAUGACCUAAAGCACUAUUCAUGUUUACAUUGUAUGUAUAAAGAGUAUACAAAGGUGCAGAUUGUACAUAAUUGUCCCUUGCAAUGUGUCAGUAUAGAAUUUACAAUCUUGCUGUGAUGAAAUCCUAAAUGCAUAGAAGAAAAAGAAUGACAGAUUUCCUGUUCUAAGUGAAGAUAAUGAAAUUAAUAAAAAAAAAAAAAAUCAAAAGCCAUGCACAAAACUACCUCCCCAGAGAAAGGCUAGUCCCUUUUCCCCCAUAUCCGUUUUAUUAUGAACAUAGUGGAAAACAGCAUGUUUUUAUCAAAUUUGAUGAAAAGUGCCAACACAUUUGAAUUGAAAUACGACUUUUCAUGUGAGCUGUACCGAAUGUCUACGUAUUCGGCUUUUCCUGCUGGUGUGCCUGUCUCAGAAAGGAGUCUUGCUCGUGCGGGUUUUUAUUACACCGGUGUGAAUGACAAGGUCAAAUGCUUCUGUUGUGGCCUGAUGCUGGAUAACUGGAAACACGGAGACAAUCCGAUCGAGAAGCAUAAAAAGUUGUAUCCUAGCUGUAGCUUUGUCCAGAGUCUAAGUUCAGUUAACGUUUCGGGAGCCACUUCUCAGCCUCCUUUUCCUUCGUCAGUAACAAAUUCCACACAUUCAUUACUCCCAAGUUUGGAAAACAGUGGCUAUUUCAGCGGCUCUUACACAAGCUUUCCAUCGAAUCUUGUAAACUCCGGACCAAACCAGGAUUUCUCUGCCAUGAGGAUGAGUCCCUACCGUUGUGCAAUGAAUACUGAGAAAGCCAGAUUGCUUACUUUCCAGAUGUGGCCAUUGAGCUUUCUGUCGCCAGCAGAUCUGGCGAAAGCAGGCUUUUACUACGUAGGACCUGGAGACAGAGUGGCCUGUUUUGCCUGUGGUGGGAAAUUGAGCAACUGGGAGCCGAAGGAUGAUGCCAUGUCAGAACACCUGAGGCAUUUCCCCAACUGCCCGUUUCUAGGAAAUCAGCUUCAAGACACUUCAAGAUACACUGUUUCUAAUCUGAGCAUGCAGACGUACGCAGCCCGCUUUAAAACCUUCUGUAGCUGGCCCUCUACUGUUCCGGUUCAUCCUGAGCAGCUUGCAAGCGCAGGUUUUUAUUAUACGGGUAACAGUGAUGACGUGAAAUGCUUUUGCUGUGAUGGUGGGCUGAGGUAUUGGGAAUCUGGAGACGACCCGUGGGUGGAACAUGCCAAGUGGUUUCCAAGGUGUGAGUACUUGAUACGGAUUAAAGGACAAGAGUUUAUCAGUAGAGUUCAAGCCAGUUACCCUCAUCUACUUGAACAGCUGUUAUCUACUUCUGACAAUCCAGAAGAUGAAAAUGCAGAGUCACCAAUUAUUCAUUUUGGACCUGGAGAAAACCAUUCAGAAGAUGCAGUCAUGAUGAAUACACCUGUGGUUAAAGCUGCUUUGGAAAUGGGCUUCAGUAGAAGGCUGGUAAAGCAGACAGUUCAGAGCAAAAUCCUAACAACUGGGGAGAACUACAGAACCGUUAGUGAUCUUGUGUUGGAUUUACUUAAUGCAGAAGAUGAAAUAAGGGAAGAGGAGAAAGAAAGAGCAACCGAGGAAAAAGAAUCAGGUGACCUGUCAUUAAUCCGGAAGAACAGAAUGGCACUUUUUCAGAAUUUGACUUGUGUGCUUCCAAUCCUGGACAAUCUGCUAACUGCCAGAGUGAUUAAUGAACAAGAACAUGACGUCAUUAAGCAGAAAACACAGACAUCUUUACAAGCAAGAGAACUGAUUGAUACUAUUUUGGUAAAAGGAAAUUUUGCAGCCACCAUAUUCAAAAACUCUCUACAAGAAAUUGACCCCAUGUUAUACAAGCAUUUAUUUGUGCAACAGGACAUAAAGUAUAUUCCUACAGAAAAUGUUUCAGAUUUACCAAUGGAGGAGCAAUUGAGGAGACUACAAGAAGAAAGAACGUGUAAAGUGUGUAUGGACAGAGAGGUGUCCAUAGUGUUCAUUCCUUGUGGGCACCUGGUAGUGUGCAAAGACUGUGCCCCUUCUCUAAGGAAAUGUCCUAUUUGUAGAGGUACCAUCAAGGGCACGGUCCGUACAUUUCUCUCAUGAAGAUCUAAGAUUUUGUCUGAACUUUAAAAUUAAUGGAUUAAAUGUAUUUAAUUUUAAGUUUUAUACUUAUUUGGCUUCGUCAAGAUUUUUUAUUUAUUUACAAUUCAGAAAAUUGUGUUUCCACAAAAUAUGUAUAAAUAUUUUUAUAUAAAUCUAAAGCAUGAACAUGUGUAUUUUAGAUAACAAGGGAAUGACAGACUUUUGUUCUUGUGAACAAAAAAUAGCAAUAGCACUACAAGCACAAUACUAAAUAGAAAUUGCAGCACUUUUGAAAUUGGAAGUACGGUAAAAUUGCAGAUUUUUGGACUAUUUUAGAAUUUUAAAUAUUUUGGAGUUGUAUUAAGGGUCAAGAACAUGAAUUCUCUUUUUGGAUCAAUGUCAUAUACAUAGACAUAGAAGGUCUUGAUAUUUGUUGAAUGACAUUUUGGGGACAUGCUAUUUUUGUAAAGAAUUCUGCGAGGAAUAUUUUAAUAAAGCAAUCAAAAUCA